UUCAAUAAGAAAAAUAUAUGCUAACAAUUUGCACAUUUACAUCGCGUCAGGCUAGCGGUCAGCGUGCUCGUCGGCGAUUUGUUUAUAAAAGUCGUAAAUUUCGUAUCGCCAGCAGUUUUAUCCUUACUCAGUAAGCGCGCAGAACCUUUUUAGAACAGUUCUUUAAGUGACGUGUAAUAAUGUCUCUGCUCCAAGGACCAUCGAGUAAACAGGAAGAGAUGAUAAAACAGGAACUUGGGGAGAAUCCAGGUGAUAUUGAGAGGGGCGUCAUAGAUCUCCGGAGUAUGUGUGCUGCCAACCCUCACCUGCCGCGACCGGAUACUAUUGAUAACCACAUAUUCGAAGUAUUUCUCCGCGGGUGCAGGAUGAACUUUGAGCGAGCGAGGAAUAAAUUUGAAGCGUUUUGCUAUGCAAGAUGCCGAUACAGAGACCUGUAUAUUCACCGGUCACUCAACGAGCCUCCACUCAGCGAUGUUGCAAAAUUCUUGGAUAUAGUGCCUCUUCCGAAGCUGACUGAUGACGGUCUGCGAGUAACAAUUUUUAGAAUACGACCAGGAUAUCCUGAAAGCGCUGUUGACAUCACAUCGGCUGUAAAGGCAAUCCUACUCAUCUCUGAUUCAAGGCUGUUUGAUGAAAAACUUAUAUUAGGAGAUGCAUUUAUUUGGGAAGCGAGCAACGUCCGCGCUUCAAUGGCGGCAUAUGUAGCGGGUGGUGCGAACGCAAUCCGCCGUAGCAUAUACUUAGCUCAGGGCGCGUAUCCGCAACGUAUGCGCAGAAUACAUGUAGUGGGCGCGGCUGGCCUUGUUGCUUCUUCUCUGAACCUUAUGAGGUCUUGUGUCAACGAAAAAGUUCGCAAUCGGUAUUAUCUACACAACAAGAUAGAGGAGCUCUUGGACCACUUCCCAGCUCGCAUUUUACCGAUGGAAUGGGGUGGUGAUGAAGAAUCAUUUGACGUGCUUACAAAGAAAUGGCAGCAACGCGUAGAGGAAGUUAGGGACUACCUUCGUAAUUUUAACGAACUUUGCCAAGUUGCGCCUGAACCGAAAUACGACAAUGAUAUCUAUGGAACCGCUGGCGCGUUCAGAAAACUUGAAAUCGAUUAAUAUAAUUGUUUUGACAUUUACAACGCUCGGUAAUUUUACAUAUCGACCAAAAAACAGAUAAUAGUGAAGUAUCGGUUUCGUAGAGCGAAAUUUAACGUGGCUGGUGAACAUUCGCACAUGUACUUUUGAUAUGAAAAAAAUUAAAAUAAAAUAAUAUAAUCUAAUAUAUAUAAAAUAAAAUUCAAUCUGCCAAGACCACUGGGGCACUUUAGGUUGGUGCGGUAUAUAACGAAAUUAUAGAAUAAACUGUGAUGCUCAAUUUGAAAAUUGUAUUGAAAAAUAAUUUUUCGGUCAUAUAUUUUGGAAGUUUAACAAUUAAUUUUAAUGUAUCUAAAAGUAACAUUCGUUUCAAUUAUGAUCAUAUUUUAAUACCUAGUAAUACUAGAAACAGUUGACGUACCUAUAUUAAAGUCCAUACGAUAGAGUUAGCUCUACAAAGCCAAUACUAGGAAAUAAUUUACAAAGGUCAACGUGCAAUAUUAUUCGCCGUUUAAGUACUGUUAGUUUUAACACAGUGUCGCUAAUUGCUCAGUUUUAUUAAAAUAUUGUCCAAUAUGGGCAGAAUUGGGCUCCUACCGAUUUCUGUUAUAGCGUACGUCCAAAUACGCACGAAUAAAUAUAAAACGAAAAAACAACGUAAUAGUUAAUAAUUAUAAUAAGUUUAGUUUAGUAAUGAAUAGCCUUAAAUAUGUGUGUGCUAUGUUAUUUAAAAAAGUAUUAAACCGCUAGAAUAUA
Pieris rapae (cabbage white) is the source of this 1838-nucleotide messenger RNA. RefSeq names its product alpha-tocopherol transfer protein-like. Gene Ontology annotation, molecular function: phosphatidylinositol bisphosphate binding. Gene Ontology annotation, cellular component: membrane. Lineage: Eukaryota; Metazoa; Arthropoda; Insecta; Lepidoptera; Pieridae. The transcript is spliced from 5 exons. The record is from RefSeq and is a predicted model, not a curated record. The coding region runs from base 180 to 1103 and encodes 307 amino acids.